AUGAUUGCCAUUGCUUCGAGCGACGCCUUCCACGCUGCAGUCGCUGCUGCCGCGACGGCCAAACCCCUCGUGGUCUUUUUCACGUCGACCGAGUGCAGCAAGUGCGAGGACGUGACGCCCCAAGUGACGGCGCUCGCAGAAGAGCUGGCCGCAAGCGCUGCGUUCGCCACUGUGGGUGCCGAAGAGCUCGAGGCGCUCGUGAAGGAGCUGCAAGUGGACAGCUUCCCGCACUUUCGCGUGUACAAGGACAACGCGAUCGACUGCUCGAGCUCCACAUUCGACGAGGUGGACGCGUACGUCCGCGGGCUCGUGGUGCCGGACACGCCCAGGACGGACGACGCGUCGUCAGUGCCCGACCGUGCACCGGAACAGACAGGAGACGACGAGGGCAGUGCUACGAAGCCGAAGGAGGAGGAAGAGGAAGCGGUGGGUGGAGCGUGCGACGCGGAGGCUGCGAAUGGCUCGAAGAAACGACAGGAGCGCGAGGAGGAGAUGGAGUCGAACGACGGCCACGCUGCAAAGAAGAUGAAGACGGACGACGGAGUGGCUGAGCCUGUCGAGGACGACGGAGCUGUAGUCACGGAGGAAGCCGGGAGAACGAACGUGGCGCCGAACGAAGAGGAGACGCCAGACGGGACGGAGAAGAAGCGGGACGAAGGCGGGGCGGCCGACAAGACCGCGUCGAGUGCUGCUGCUGCGUCGGACGUUGUUGCAGCCUAA
Molecule: messenger RNA, 720 nt
Organism: Hyaloperonospora brassicae
Lineage: Eukaryota; Oomycota; Peronosporomycetes; Peronosporales; Peronosporaceae
Source: the annotation of a GenBank genome assembly